CCCACGCCCAGGUCCUGGGAGACCUCCGCAGCCCGGCCCAGUGCGGCCGGGCAUAAAGGUCCCCGCGGAAGGCGGGGGCGCAGCGAUCCUCCCAUCCUUUGCGUGGGGACCAGACCAGCCGACUCAGCUCCCGCCACCACUUCUGCGAGGUCCAGGAGUCAGAGAGCGGGUUUCCUGCGCGGGCCAGCGGACGUGGAAAGAGGAAAGGGAUUUCCACCUUCGGGGCUGGCGCCCUCUUGCUCUUUCUGUUUGGCUCCUUGAGGGACGAUGGUGAGCCCGACGGCGUCGGAGGUGCACCCCACCAUGGGGGUCAAGAUCUUCUCCGCCGGAGUGGCGGCCUGUUUGGCCGAUGUGAUCACCUUUCCGCUGGACACGGCCAAAGUCCGCCUGCAGAUUCAAGGCGAAAGCCAGAUCUCCAGCGGUAUUCAGUAUAAAGGUGCCCUGGGAACUAUCACCACUCUGGCAAAGACCGAAGGGCCCAUGAAACUAUACAGCGGGCUGCCCGCGGGCCUGCAGAGGCAAAUAAGCUUCGCCUCUCUCAGGAUCGGCCUCUAUGACACGGUCCAGGAGUUCUACACCUCGGAGAAAGAUAUAACACCUAGUUUGGGAAGUAGGAUCGCAGCUGGCUUAACCACUGGAGGAGUGGCUGUAUUCAUCGGGCAGCCCACAGAGGUCGUGAAAGUCAGACUCCAAGCACAGAGCCAACUACAUGGCCUCAAACCACGCUACACUGGGACUUACAAUGCUUACCGAAUUAUAGCAACAACAGAAAGCUUGAAAAGUCUUUGGAAAGGGACUACUCCCAAUCUAUUGAGAAAUAUUAUCAUCAAUUGCACGGAGCUAGUAACAUAUGACCUGAUGAAGGGUGCCCUUGUGAGAAACAAGAUACUAGCAGAUGAUGUCCCCUGCCACUUACUGUCUGCUCUUAUCGCUGGGUUUUGCACAACGCUUCUGUCCUCUCCAGUGGAUGUGGUGAAAACUAGAUUUAUUAAUUCUCCACCAGGACAGUACAUAAGUGUGCCCAGCUGUGCAAUGACCAUGCUCAAAAAGGAACGAUGGACAGCUUUUUUCAAAGGAUUUGUGCCUUCGUUCCUGCGACUUGCAUCCUGGAAUGUUAUUAUGUUUGUGUGCUUUGAGCAACUGAAGCGUGAGUUGACGAAGUCAAGGCAGCCCACAGACUACGCCACAUAAUCAGCUUCCAGAAAAGGAUUUGGCAUACAUGGGGGAAUCUUUGCUGAUGGAGCAUUAAUAAAAAUAAAACCCAAAACAUUCCUUUUUAUUUUGUUUCACCCUAAAAAGAUAAAUUCUGGUAGGAAUUUGAAAAUUUAAAUUCUUUUUGGUAAGAAAGUUUGGGACUUUCUUUUCUUUUUUUUUUAAAAAAAAAAUAAAACUAAUUAUUUUGCAUUAUUUUAUUCUGAGUGCCUUAAAGAGAGAAAAGUAUAACAUUCAGUGUACACCAUGGCAAAUGAAUGCCUAUAGUAACUGCAUUUGAUUGAUCACUUUAGGGAUGGAAUUCUACGAGUGAAUAUGAAGAACUUUAACAUGUUAGAAAGGGAAAACUGAGUGGAGUGCUUCUUACAUUUUUAAAUACUUUAAAAUGAAUUUAUCAAAGAAAAUAUCACUGUUUCCUUUUAUUUAUUAACCACAGUUGUCAGUUAAUGUAUUCAAUA
Molecule: messenger RNA, 1670 nt
Organism: Heterocephalus glaber (naked mole-rat)
Lineage: Eukaryota; Metazoa; Chordata; Mammalia; Rodentia; Bathyergidae
Gene: Ucp1
Product: uncoupling protein 1
Biological process (GO): transmembrane transport
Source: RefSeq, a predicted model, not a curated record